AUGCUGAUCAACCAGCUGAGGGAGAUCACUGGCAUCCAAGACCCACAGAUCCUCCUCAAGGCCCUGAAUGCCAGUCAGGGGGACAUUAGCCAUGCUGUUGGGCUGCUGACCACACAGCCGCCAGAGGAGGGCCAGGGGACUGAGGACACACCAGCCACAGAAGUCAACAGGGAGGCCUGGGGGGCCCAGAAAGGUAGGCCGGAAGUUGGGAAGGAAAGUGCUCCUCCUAAAGAUGACCUUCAGACAGCCAUUGAGCUCAGCUUGCAAGAAUCCCAGGCAGAGGAGAGAGAGCUCAACAGGGCACUGGAGGCCAGUGUGGAGGACAGCGCUGCACGGGUGAAGAGGAAGCGCUGCGAGGCCCAAGGAGAGAGCUGCAGCCCUGCAGACUGGAUCCGUAAGGAGGAGUGGCCCGUGGGCAUCCGCAAUGUGGGCAACACCUGCUGGUUCAGUGCUGUCAUACAGUCGCUGUUCCACCUGCCCGUGUUCCGCAGAUUGGUACUUAACUACUGCCUGUCUGAGCGAAUCCUGGAGAAGUGUAAGAGCCACUCGGACAAGAGGAACAUAGCCUUCAUGCAGGAGCUGCGCUGUCUCUUUGCUCUCAUGGUGGGCUCCACUCGCAGGUUUGUGGACCCGUCUGCUGCCGUAGAGCUUUUGAGAGAUGCUUUCCGAUCCAGUGAGGCCCAACAGGUACACACUGAGGUCCAACAGGAUGUGAGUGAGUUCACCCACAAACUCCUUGACUGGCUUGAAGAUGCCUUUCAGCUGGCUGCUAAUGGAAACAGCCCGGAAGAUAAAAAAGAAAACCCAAUGGUUCAGCUGUUCUAUGGGACAUUUGUGGCAGAGAGAACUCAUGCGGGCAAGACCUUAUCCAACAUCGAGCAGUUUGGCCAGUACCCCUUACAAGUGAACGGUUUCAACAACUUGGAUGAAUGUCUUGAAGGCGCCAUGAUAGAGGGGGAGAUUGAAGCCCUACAUUUGGAUCAAACCAUUUCGUCUGGCAGCGAGAGGUGGUUCUCAAAGUUACCACCAGUGUUGACCUUUGAACUGUCCAGGUUUGAGUUCAACCAGUCUUUAGGACGCCCAGAAAAGAUUCAUAAGAAACUGGAAUUCCCACAAAUCAUAUAUAUGGACAGAUACCUUCACAAGAACAAUGAGCAGACCCACAACAGGAGAGAAGAAGUGAAGAGACUGAAGGAGCAGCUCAUAGUCCUGCAGCAGAAACUGGAGUGCUACAGAAACUAUGGCUCAGGGCCGACAAAGUAUCCACUGGCGGACAUGUUACAGUACGUGUUGGAGUUCGCCUGCACCAAGCCCACCAGUGUGUCCCCAGCUGAAGAUGUGAGGCUGGCUGCCUCUUCCCCCACUCCCUCCGGGAGCAACACCAAGCACACAGAGGGCAACCCUGAUGACACCAGGCAAGGACCUCUGGGACAACUGCGCCUGUCCGACAGCCCCACCUGCCAGCAGCAGCCCCCCUCGGGCCAGAGGACACCUAUCUACAAGCCCUUUACCCAGUGUAGAGCCCCCAUGGACACCCCACCUCACCCAGCCCCCCACAGUGUGACCGAGGAGGAGCUGCGCUUUGUCAAGACCUGCCUGCAGCGCUGGAGGACAGAGGUGGAGAUCAACAUGAACGAGCUAAAGGCCAGCAUCGACAGGGUCAGCCAAGCACUGGAGGGCAUGUACUCGGAUAACAGCCUGUGUCAGGUGCCGUAUAGGCUUCACGCCGUCCUCGUCCACGAGGGACAAGCCUCGGCCGGCCACUACUGGGCUUAUAUCUACGACCACGCCAACCAGCGCUGGAUGAAGUACAACGAUGUCAUCGUCAGCGAGUCCUCCUGGGAGGAGCUGGUCAGGGACUCGUACGGAGGCAUGACCAACGCCAGUGCUUAUUGUCUCAUGUACAUUGACGACAGGCUGCCUCACCUCAUCACAGAGGACACAGAUGACGAGACAGGCCAGGUCAUGCGGGCCAUGGACUCCCUGCCACCCAUCCUCAGGCAAUACGUGCGCGAGGACAACCGCUGGUUCCAGCAGGAGCUCAAGGAGUGGGAAGACCAGUUCUGCCAGCAGCCACAGGAGGAGCCGGUCUCUCCCACAGCAGCCGUCACCUCCACUCGUGCUCCCAGUAAAGACGACCCAGCAAAACCAGUCCCCCAAUCUGGCGCAGCCCAGGAACCGACUGGAGAACAGGAACAUGUGGCAGAAUCGGUUGUUAUACCAGCUGUGGAAUCUGGAGAGCCAGUCCCAACAAGCCAGCCCCAGUCCCCAGUCCAUGUGUCACCGGAGAGUGCUGGCAGCAGCCCAGAGGAGAGCGACCACCAGGCUGUCUCUGUCACGCCAGAGCCCUGCCAACAUACCAGUGAGGACGAGGAGGAGCAACAACACUGUCAGCAGCUCCCCCCACCUCAGUCUCCGAGCCCUGCAGCAGAGAUGAGUGGCCAGGCCCAGACUGCAGCUGUGACCCCUGACCCCUCCACAGACGUCACCACUGAGACAGACAGCGAGACUGGGUUCAGAGAGGCAGUGGCGGAAGCUGCAGCAACGCCUGACACCCAGGCAGACGACGAGGAUGAUCAGGACGCCCCGGCGGCGACCAGAAGCAGGCAGCAGCAACCAGAGAAUGUGGUGUCGGAGGUGGAGAUCCCCAACGUGGGCAGGAUCCUGGUCCGGGCCGACACUGACGGCUACAAUGAAGAGAUGAUGCUAACUCCUGCCAUGCAGGGCAUCAUUAUGGCCAUAGCCAAAGCCAGACAGGUGUUCGACAAGGACGGCCCUGAGGCUGGCCUCAUCAAGGCGUUCCAGGAGGAGUACUCCCGUCUGUUUGAGUUGUCUCAGGAGGAGACCACUCCCCAGCAGGACCCGCGCCUGCACCAUGCCCUGGUCUACUUCUUCCAGAACCAGGCGCCCAGUCGCGUCAUAGAGAGGACCCUGCUGGAGGGCUUCACCGACCGCAACCUCAGCUUCGACGACAGGUCCAUUAGUAUCAUGAGAGAGGCCCGUGCCAAACUACGCCUCAUCAAGCCAGAGGAUAUGGAUAUGGAGGAAUAUAUGCAAUGGCAUGAUGACUACAGCCUAUUCCGGACAGUGUUUGUCUACCUGCUGACGGGCCUGGAACAGUACCAGCAUGGAAAGGUGCGCGAGGCGCUGAAUUACCUCAACCACGCCUACAAAGACAACGCCAUGCUACUGAGGAGAGGGGAGAAGAGAGGGAUGGAGCAGUCGCUUAUUGCAUUUUACAGGAGGAGGUGUCUCAAAGAGAUGAAUGACAACGCGGCCACCCUGUUCAGGAGCGGCGAGGUGAGCGACAUGGAGGAGGGCAUGAUCAUCAUGAACGAGGCGGUCAUCCCCUGCAUGCACCUGAUGAGCCGGCCGGACAUGGUCAGCCAGGAAGACCUGGACACCAUGGAGGCUGUACGCAGCCACUGGUGCUCUUACCUGGGAGUAGACCUGGAUGACUCCCUACAGGAGAAGCUGGGUGAGUUUCUGCCCAGGGUUCUGGACUGCUCAACAGAGAUGGUGGUUCUAAAAGAUCCACCAACAGUGCUCUCCAAAGUGCCCCAUGACCUGUGCAGCCGCCUGGCCGCCAUCAUGGAGUCUAUCACCAACACCUCUGUGGUCGCCGUCAAGUAAGGUCAAGGGGUCAGAGGUCAGCUUCUGAGAAUAAGUGUCAAGGCCCGUACGCCAGCCAACGGCCGCUAACGUUUUUAUCCUGAUGUAGAGUUGACAAACACUGGAUUUUUGCCUAGUAUUGCAAAGCAGUUUUUUAUAUUACUUUUUAAUGUGCUUUUACCAUAUUUUUCUAAACUGGAAAAUGUUGUAGAUUCUGAGUGACUUGAGGCAGAGCGUAUACGCUCAUAUGAUACUCACAGAGACAUCAAGGAGAGUUGGAGAGAUUUCUUUAUUAUGCAUUAUUAAGGUAUUAGUGCUUUGAACCUAUGCAGGUAUGUUUUAAGAAAGUGAAAACACAGAAAGAGUAUUUUUAUAGUUUCUUAGAUAUUUUACAUGUAUCAUGAUGAAUUAGGAUUGCCGUGAGCGUAGAAAUUCAGUUUCCUUUGUCCAAACCUAUCUUGUUUUCUAUUCUCUUGUUUAUAUAUGUAAGCCUUUCCUUCCACUCCUCUGAUUUCCACUUGUUGAAACCUGUAUUGACGCUCAAUAAACUUUCAAACUUUCU
Messenger RNA from Salvelinus namaycush (lake trout), 4174 nucleotides. Its product is annotated as ubiquitin carboxyl-terminal hydrolase 28-like. The record is from RefSeq and is a predicted model, not a curated record. Gene Ontology annotation, biological process: DNA damage checkpoint signaling; regulation of protein stability; protein deubiquitination. Lineage: Eukaryota; Metazoa; Chordata; Actinopteri; Salmoniformes; Salmonidae. Gene Ontology annotation, molecular function: protein binding; cysteine-type deubiquitinase activity; cysteine-type endopeptidase activity. The transcript has 25 exons. Bases 1 to 3633 code for a protein of 1210 amino acids. Gene Ontology annotation, cellular component: nucleus; cytosol.